Owenia fusiformis is the source of this 1684-nucleotide messenger RNA. The record is from the annotation of a GenBank genome assembly. Lineage: Eukaryota; Metazoa; Annelida; Polychaeta; Sabellida; Oweniidae.
CAUAUGUCCAAAUAAUUUCUCUCCUAUAUUCUCUGCAUAUUCAAGAUUGGAUAUAUAUCCCAAUAGGAUUCGUAGAUACCUGAUUUCCAUUCGAAAACAUGAGAGAAAUAGCACACCUAAUUUGACCUACUUUCAAUUCUCGUAUUUUCUCGAGAUAAGCAUUGCGCCUGCGUGAGCUUCACAUGUUGGUCUGCUUUCCUCCAUAAGUGGACAUAAUACUCAUUUUACAUCCAUACAAGUCGAUAUAGAUACUUCUAAUUUUGUUUUACUUUAAGAGUGAACAUGUCAACAGGAGAGCCAAUCAAAUCGGAGCAAGACACUAAGUCUUCUGCUAAUACCACUACGACCACUGCAACAAUAUUGCCACAGACCCCCACAACUCAAAGUAGUAAACCCACAGCCCCGAUGAAACCAGGCUAUACAUUAAAGUUCACUCUUGCUGGUCAUACAAAAGCUGUGUCAUCUGUGAAGUUUAGUCCAAAUGGAGAGUGGCUGGCUAGCUCAUCCGCUGAUAAACUGAUCAAAAUCUGGGGAGCAUAUGAUGGAAAAUUUGAAAAAACAAUAAGUGGACAUAAAUUGGGUAUAUCAGAUGUAGCAUGGUCGACUGACAGUAGACUACUAGUUUCCGCAUCAGAUGACAAAACACUUAAAAUAUGGGAGCUUGCAUCGGGAAAAUGUUUGAAGACUCUGAAGGGCCACAGCAAUUAUGUAUUCUGCUGCAACUUCAACCCACAGUCUAACCUUAUAGUUUCAGGAUCAUUUGAUGAGAGUGUGCGUAUAUGGGAUGUAAAGACAGGCAAGUGUUUGAAGACACUGCCCGCUCAUUCUGACCCUGUAACAGCUGUAAACUUUAACAGAGAUGGCUCUCUCAUUGUCUCAAGCAGUUAUGAUGGACUUUGUCGAAUAUGGGACACAGCUUCAGGACAAUGUCUUAAAACAUUAAUAGAUGAUGAUAACCCACCUGUUUCUUUUGUGAAAUUCUCACCCAAUGGAAAAUAUAUUCUAGCAGCUACCUUAGACAACACUUUAAAAUUAUGGGACUACAGCAAGGGAAAAUGUCUAAAAACUUACACAGGACAUAAAAAUGAAAAAUAUUGUAUAUUUGCCAACUUCUCAGUGACAGGAGGAAAGUGGAUAGUAGCAGGAUCUGAGGACAAUAAAAUCUACAUAUGGAAUCUACAGACCAAAGAAAUAGUACAGAAACUUUCUGGUCAUACAGAUGUUGUACUGUGUUGUGCCUGUCAUCCCACAGAUAACAUUAUAGCAUCCGCAGCUUUAGAGAAUGAUAAAACAAUCAAACUUUGGCGGAGUGACGUAUGAAAAUAGAUUCCAAAAUUCCCUCUUUAUAUUGAGCAGUUGUGUCAGUUUCUAUUGAAUUGUCAAUAGGAUCUUACUAUAUAGGAAUGAUAAUGAUUGACGAUUGUGCAAAACUACAGUGAACUGAGUACAAAUCAAACCUAGUGGAUUUGCAUUUGGCCCAGUUAUGGAUUGCCAGUUCAGAUAUUGACCGUCUUCCAAUGUAUGGAUUUCCUACAAGUACCUGUUUCUUCGUGACAUUGUGACAACGUGUAGUAGUUAAUCAUUAGUUGGUUGAUAUAACAAUCAUAUAAUAUACAUUUUACAUGUAUUAAUAUGCUACAACCAUACCAUAGACAACAAACUGUUCUACUGGCUCUCAGAUAUG